Rosa chinensis is the source of this 1595-nucleotide messenger RNA. RefSeq names its product DUF21 domain-containing protein At4g14240. Gene Ontology annotation, cellular component: intracellular membrane-bounded organelle. Gene Ontology annotation, biological process: magnesium ion homeostasis. The transcript is spliced from 8 exons. The record is from RefSeq and is a predicted model, not a curated record. Bases 662 to 970 code for a protein of 102 amino acids. NCBI's taxonomy places the organism in Eukaryota, Viridiplantae, Streptophyta, Magnoliopsida, Rosales, Rosaceae.
GCCCUGUGCUUCUUUGACAAUGGAAAUGAUCUCCUUGCAAUUCUGGAUGACCUUGUCAUUGCUAAGGAACCCAGGAAAGAAUUUGCAAUACUAAUUCGAUUAUUUUUGCUUGGUUUAUAAUUACUUUUUUGAAAAAAUGUAGGAUGUUCAAUUUUGUUUAGAUUUAUACGUGAUAACAAAAGUCUGCUUUGAUUAUGUUAUGGGUAGAAGUAGAGAUGAUAUAUACCAUCGUGGAAUAGUAUGGGCCAGAAUUUUAGUCUUUUGUACUUGGAUUUGUUUUUGUAGACCAGUGUUGCAACGAACCAACGCAUUUGUAGACCAAAGGGGCCCCACUGAUGCAGAACCAUUCGAUGAAACCCAAUCGCUCUGUCGGUUUGAUCGAUUUUGAGUCCUUGAUCUUACUCUAAAGAAGAAGAAGAAGAAUCACCCAGACACUGAGAAAGUUUUGAGGUUAUUCACAGUCCAAGUUUGCUUUGCUGCCAUUUGUGGAUGUCAUCUUCUUCGAAACCAAGCAUCAGUUCGAUCUGAAUUGGAUCCUUCUGCUGCCCUUCCUUUAUUCCUUGAUGAAAUCUUUCACCCUGUUGCUGCCGUUUUGCUGUCUGUAACAUCAGAGAGAUUAUUCCACAAGAUAUGGGCUUUCUGUUGGCUUGUUCACAUUCUGAUGAUCAUCUGCUAUCCAAUCGCCUACCCAAUUGGAAAAGUUCUUGAUCUUGUACUUGGACAUGGAGAAGAUUUGUUCAGGCGAGCACAGUUGAAAGCCCUCGCCUCUAUUCACAACCUUGAGGCUGGAAGGGGAGGUGAACUAACACAUGAUAAGACAACGAUUAUCAGUGGAGCGCUAGAUUUAACUGAAAAGACUGCCAAGGAGGCUAUGACACCUAUUGAAUCAAGAUUGUGCUUGGAUGUUGAUUCAAAGUUAGACUGGGAAGCAAUUGGGAAAAUUCUUGCACGUGUUAGAAUGUGUUGCUGAGCAAUGCACUUCUGUAUUUCAUCAUGCACUUCUGAACAGUAAGGAAUGUGAUUAUGGAAACUGCUCUUCUAUGCUCUCCCUUCUCAGGAAUAUAGAUCAGAGAAGCAAAUGUGAGAAUAUGUUACUUAGUUUUUCUUUUCACCUGAGUUUUGUACCAAUUGUUGAACCAAUCAAACUAAUAGUAAUAUGGUGUGCAACAGAAUUGGUAUAUGAUAGGAAGAGAGAAGACCAUUAUAGUAGUGGUGAUUAAUUGAAAUAAAAAUUGCUAAGCAGUGUCCAAUUCUUGUGUGUGAUACGUUGGUGAUCUCUUAGGUAGGAGGAUUGUUGGGUUGGGUGUCUCUAAUUUAGGCUCUAUGUGCAUUUCUAAUUGAAGAUGUUGAGGGGCUGUAGUCUAGUUUACUGGUUCUCUGAUUUUGAGUGGAUGCCUAGAAUUAAUCACCUUGAUGAUCAUUUGUACAAUUGCUUUCCUGGUAGGACUGGUCAUAAGUGAGAUUUUGGCUUGGUCCUAUCAGACUGAAGGACUCCUACAGUUCUUCUCUGUGUGAUUUAUGAAGGGGGAGAACUUAAAAAUUAAAUGUGGUUUCCUUUAUCUGUUCAUAGCUAAAAGCCUGGCAUAGUUGUAAUC